AUGAUCACAACAACGAUGCUAGUCGAUAAUCGUCAACCUGAUGAGCACCAGGCAGCCAGCAAUGGUAGAGAAAGGUCUUGCGCACUCCCGGCCUUCCAGGAUGCAGGUCGGUCGGAUGAAGAAGCCCAAAUCAUUGGCGUAGUGCUGUUUUGCCUUGGAUCGCCACUCGCCGCGGAGUCCACGUGCCGUUCGUGCCAUUCAGACCCCUUUGAGAAACCGAAGUCACGCGCCGAAGUUGACAUCUUGCCUUUUCAGUGCGAGCAGCAUGGGCAAGGCCUUCGCUUCUCCCCUGAGGCUCCCCUUGAGCCAAAUCAGCGUCGAGGACGCCAUAUCGGCGACACGGCAGUUCCCAAAUUUCCUGCGAAGUUGCUGGACACCGGAGUUGAUUGGUGCAACACUGCACUGGCCCUCGCCCCUGGCACCUGCGUCGGCUUCAGGGGCGCAGUCCCAGUCCCCACUGUCUGCCUUUCAGAUCACACGGUGCACAAUGUGCACAUGCUCCACUUGUCAGAUCUCUCCAACAUCCACCUCGCAGGAGGGGGCGCCACAAGCCCCGAAGCUGUGUCCAGCAGGAUGAAGCGCCUGGAGUCCUACAGGAUCAAGCCCAGGCAGGCGAGUGAGGCCACCGUCCCCACAGUGCUCCCAGAGCGCCACCAGAAGUCUUCAGCAAGCUCCCACACUCUGCAGUCCCUGCACAUUGAGAAGGAAGACCCUCGCGACCCGAGGCAGGGAACGCCGCCUGAAUCCUACAUGGACCACUAUAGGCCUGCGCCCGAAGAUGAAUCGGGCUGCGUCGGGAAAUCGAUGCAUUUUCUGAAGACUUUGGAGUUUGAAGCAGUUCAGACGGUGAGAAGAGGAGGUGCUUGUAAGCUGUGCGUUCUGGAGGCACCGGGGCUGUUGGACCAGCUGGUGCAUUGCAGCCCCAUGAAGGCUGCAGAGCUUGGGGUCAUCCUCGGGCUCAUCAAGCUGGCGUUGCGGUGGAAGGUGCAGGACCGAAGGUGUGCGGUUACCACAGUUGCAUGUCAAAAGGCCGUCGAGCUGUUAGCUCAUGGCACACUCACAUCCGCGCAUGGUGACCCCGCAGGUCUCAAAAGAGCCACUGUGCCAACGCCGAUCUCCCCACCCCGCGUGUACCAUCAGGCUGAUAGCGAUGCAGACGGCGUGAAGCCUCGCAAGGCGCAGCCCGAGCCUCUCUUCCGGCCAGAUGCGAGGCGAAGUUGCUGGACACCAGAGUUGACUGGUGAAACUCUGAACUCGGAGUCUCCGAUGCUGACCCAGUCGCUCGGUUUUACAGGGCGCGCAGGAGACUUCCAGUCCAACGUGGCCUGUAACAUGGCUGGCUGUUGCAGCCUGAGCGGCCUUGGUGUUCCCAGACAUGCCAACCGGCGGGGCAACGAUGGAGGCUCGCCCAUCUUCUGGUUGGGUGGCGCACACCUUUCGGCCGCUUUUGGUGGGGCUUUGGCUGUGGAAAGGAGGAGUGCGGAAGGUGUAAGGCGAUCAGACGUGCUUACUGCGCUACUGACGUGGAAAAGAGGAAGCAAAGCCCUUCUCAAAAUACGAGCGCUCAGUGGGCACGCUGACCUGCGAAGCAUCGUAACCUUAGACGCAGGGGCCACAGGUAUGUCCUGGAUGGUCGAGGCUCUGCGGGGGCUCAUCCUGCGAGAUCACAAUUUGCAAAGCGAUCCAGCGCUUUGCCUCGUGGUUCGCUCUUGCUCCCGCGGCACAUCCCCAGAUUCCGCCAUGUCUCUUGCGUUGCCGGCACGCCUGGCCGCCAUGGCUGCAACGAUGGCCGCCCUCCUUGCUUUGGCCUCCGCAGCUGCUGCGGGCUGCCAUGAAAGUGGCUGCGAGCCCUACGAGCAGGCCGCUCUGCUGCAGGUCACGGGCAAGUCCUCGGCGUCGCAUGCGUCGCGUGCGUCGCUGUGGCCCUUCCCGGGCCUCGCGCGGCGUGAGGGGGGCACGGUGGAGCAGAGCAGGCUGGAGGGUGUGCACAAAGUCCAUGCAGACAUUGAAAAGCUGGCGCUCCAGCAGCUGGCGGAGCUCGAGGCCCGGAACCUCAGUGACUACAACCUGUCGCGGGAUGACUUCGGCCUCACCAACACAACCCUGAGCCUCCUUAACACGGUGUUGACGGAGAUGGGGAGCCUGCUGACGGAGAUCAACGCUUCGCAUAUCGCAGACGAGCAGCUGCUGUUGGAUUUGGCUGAGGGUUUCGUUCAGUGCAAUGUCGAUCUUUCAGUGCGGCAGGCUAUGAGCCAGAACCUGAGCAGCAUCGUCAACGACUCCAGCAACGCCCACGACACCUGCCGCAGCACCGAGCAGACCCUGGCAGCCGAGAACGCCAGCGCCUGGGCGGCAUACCAUGGCUACGGCAGCCAAUCUCAGCCUGGCAGCGAGUCUCUGCCGCAGGACGUGGUGGACUGCAUUCAGAACUUUUUGAAUGGCUACAGCCCUCAGACGGACGCGCACUUGCAGAGCAUGAUCGACUGUGCGGCAACCAUCCAGUCCUGGACUGCUUCUUUCACGCAGAACAUGACGGGCCUGCGGGACGCCUACUUUGCCAGCUUGUAUGCGUUGAACAACCACAGUGAGGACUGCCGCGUGAACCAGUCCACAUUGGAGAGCCACUUCUGCGAGUAUCACCAGCAACUCACGGACAGCUGCGCUGCCACGGACUCCUGCUUCGCAAAUGUCAAUGAGACCUGGCACGAACUACUUGAUUCAGUGGCGGCCUCCAGCGCGCGACGGGAGGCUUCCUACAUCGCGGCCUCGAAGGUGAUCUGUUACAUCCAGGUCCUCCAGUCGAACCUCACGCACCCAGCUGUGCAGGCCUGCCAGGACCUCGUCGUGGACACCUCUGGGAUCGCCGUCUCCGAGCCUACGCCCGCUGGCAAAGGCGCUUGCGACACCUCGCCCGUGGCCGAGUUCCCCUGUGAGGAGUCCUGGGUGCAGGCCGAAUACGAGAGCAAGACCUGGUACACCCAGAGCCCACAGAUCUUGCCCGACACGUGCAUCUCCUGUGCCGCCCGGACUUCCACCACGACCACCGCCGCACCGGUGGCGCUGUUGGCCGGUGUGGGGCAGACCCACACCACUCUCUGCGCCUUGGACGAUGGCGUCGCUAGCAAGUUGAAGUGCGUCGGGCGCAACGACGAUGGAGAGGUGGGCGACCCCGACUCCGUGGGCCACGUGGACCUGGGACCCGGCCGCGUCGCAACCUCCGUGGAGGGCGGUCGGGGCUUCCACUUCUGCGCCCUGGAUGACGUCGGCGAGAUGAAAUGCUGGGGGAAGAACACCCAAGCCCAGCUGGGUCUGGGUGACCUCAACAGCAGGGGUGACGGUACUGGGGAGAUGGGUGCCAACCUUCCGCCGGUGGACAUGGGCGCGGGCCGCACCGUUGUAAAGAUGUGCCCGGGUGCAUCGCACAGCUGCGCCAUCUUGGAUGAUGAGUCCAUGAAAUGCUGGGGCUUAGGCACGAAGGACAAGCUCGGCUUCGACCCAUCCGGCUAUGGCAACAGCAACGCUUAUGCUGGUGACAGCAGCAAUGAGAUGGGAGACUUCCUGCCCCCCGUGAGCUUCGCAGGCCUUUUGGGUGAUCAUCGCGUGCUCAGCUGUGCCCCAGGGGAUUCCUUCAACUGUGCGAUCUUGGACCACCCCAGCGAGACCUCGCAGCUCGCCUGUUUCGGGUCCAACAGCCAUGGGCAGCUGGGGCGGGCGUCGAGCAUCUCCCAGUCCGCAGUCCCCGUGGCAGUCGACCUGGGGACAGGCCGCCGUGCCGUGCAGGCCAGUGCCGGCACGUUCCAUGCUUGUGCUCUGCUUGACAACGGCGCGGUGAAGUGCUGGGGCGGCAACAACUUGGGGCAGCUCGGCGCGGGAACCGAUAGUACCACAACGCCAAACAUCGGCAAGACCGCGGGCGACAUGGGGGACAACCUCCCGCCAGUCGAUCUGGGCGCGAACCUGAAGGCCACCGCCGUCGUUGCUGGCUUUCACCACACCUGUGCCAUCCUCGAGGGAGGCGGCGUCAAGUGCUGGGGCUGGAACCAGUAUCAGCAAACUGGCCAGCCCGGCACCGCGCCGCUUGACAAAGUCGGCGACGCCGGCGGGGAGAUGGGCAGCUCGGCCGCAGCAGCCCGCUUUGGUCCAAAGGCGUCUCCGGUGCCCAAGGUCUAG
Symbiodinium natans is the source of this 4170-nucleotide messenger RNA. NCBI's taxonomy places the organism in Eukaryota, Dinophyceae, Suessiales, Symbiodiniaceae. The record is from the annotation of a GenBank genome assembly.